AUGUCAUGGAAUUCGGGGGUGGUCGUGCCAAAUCGCGGCUCUAAUCGAUCUCCUGGAGUGGAGAUUCCCCCGCCAACGCUCUCCACUCCGGCCGAGACAUUCCAAAAGCAACCGGCACCCCGGGAUUCACUGAAGUGCAAUGGGAGGCCGUCCAAAGAGAGAAUCAAGCAAAUGAAGAGAGAGAAGAAGAAGGAGGAAGCAGAAAAGGCCAAAGCUACUGUCGCCAUCGAAAGCUGGUUGAAACGGAUAGGGCAGCCCGACCUCAAGAAUGUCGACAACGAUCGAUACAAGAUAGCGUCGUCCAAAAAGAUCGACGAGCCGGAGGCGAACAACGAGAAUCGAGACAAGCCUGGAAAGGAAGUGCGCAAAUCGACAGAACAAUGUGAUGCUGCCCAGAAGUCCAAGAUUGAACAGCCUAUCUCCAGGAUUGAACGGCCUGUCUCCCCUCCGAAAUGUACUCAAAUCACC
Molecule: messenger RNA, 468 nt
Organism: Mesorhabditis spiculigera
Lineage: Eukaryota; Metazoa; Nematoda; Chromadorea; Rhabditida; Rhabditidae
Source: the annotation of a GenBank genome assembly